Molecule: messenger RNA, 1073 nt
Organism: Trichomycterus rosablanca
Lineage: Eukaryota; Metazoa; Chordata; Actinopteri; Siluriformes; Trichomycteridae
Gene: zcrb1
Product: zinc finger CCHC-type and RNA binding motif 1
Exons: 8
Coding region: 51-707 (218 amino acids)
Biological process (GO): mRNA splicing, via spliceosome
Cellular component (GO): U12-type spliceosomal complex
Molecular function (GO): RNA binding; zinc ion binding
Source: RefSeq, a predicted model, not a curated record
GUGCUUCACAAAAUAAGAGGCCACAGCGAAGCUGGAACUCAUAGUGCAAAAUGAGUGGAGGCUUAGCACCAAGCAAAAGCACUGUGUACAUUUCCAACCUGCCAUUUUCACUGACCAAUAGUGACCUGCAUAAGCUAUGCACUAAGUAUGGAAAAGUCGUUAAGGUAACAAUUGUCAAAGACAAGCAAACACGGAUGAGCAAAGGUGUUGCAUUUGUGCUGUUCCUGGACAGAGAGUCAGCUCAUAAUUGUGCUCGAUCACUGAACCACAAACAACUGUUUGGUAGAACAGUAAAGGCCAGCAUUGCUGUUGAUAAUGGAAGAGCUACUGAGUUUAUUCGAAGAAGAAACUACACAGACAAGACCAGGUGUUAUGAGUGUGGUGAAGAUGGUCAUCUAAGCUACUGUUGCCCAAAAAAUCUGCUUGGAGAAAGAGAACCUCCACCCAAAAAAGAAAAGAAAAAGAAGAAAAAAAUACAGCAAACUGAGGAGGUUGAACAGGUAGAAAGUGAAGAUGAAGGAGAAGACCCUGCACUCGACAGUUUAAGCCAGGCAAUUGCUUUUCAGCAAGCCCGAAUCGAGGAGGAAGAGAAACGAAGAAAACCAGUGACCGGAGAUUCAGGCCAGGCUUCCACAUCUGAGGACUCAAAUAAACGCAGGAUCAAAAAGAGCACCUACUUCAGUGAUGAAGAAGAGCUUAGUGACUGAUGAACACUUUAUUAACCUGAAUGUGCAUUUUCAGAUCAGUGAGGUUAUCAGUCUAAAAGUAUGAGCAGCUUAUUAUGUAAAUGACAAAAUAUUACAUGCAAAUGUGAUAUGAACCAAUGACACAUGAGACUUGCUUUUGAGCCCGGUGCUGCACAGAUAAGCAUUGUUAAAAGGUGUAUUUACUGGUUCCGCAUUUAAGAACUUUGAUGUUAAAAGUGUAGUCACUCCAUGUAGCUGUUCAGUGUUUUUGAUUUGUAGAUUCUGUGUGACUAAAACCAAUCCUUUUUUCUUGGAUUUUUUUGUACAUAUAUUAUAACUGCGAUGUGUAAUGUCAAGACUGUACUAAUUUCAUAUAUGAUUGUAGAU